This is a messenger RNA of Gilbertella persicaria, 1722 nucleotides long. Its product is annotated as armadillo-type protein. The transcript has 4 exons. NCBI's taxonomy places the organism in Eukaryota, Fungi, Mucoromycota, Mucoromycetes, Mucorales, Choanephoraceae. Gene Ontology annotation, biological process: regulation of translation. The record is from RefSeq and is a predicted model, not a curated record. Bases 21 to 1679 code for a protein of 552 amino acids. Gene Ontology annotation, molecular function: mRNA binding. Gene Ontology annotation, cellular component: nucleolus.
UUUUAGAAUUAUAGUUGAUCAUGUCUGAAAUUGGUGAAAAGAGAGCUGCCAACUUUGAACAAAAUACCAACAAGAAGUCUAAAAUCGAAUCUCGUAAUGAACAAAAAAAUGUUCGUAUAGAGCGUAAAUCUCAUGACAAGAACUUUGAAAUGAUCACUCAAGCCAAGAAGGUAUGGGAACAACUUCGUCGUGGUGAUAUCGAUCGUGAAGAACAAAAGACAUUGAUGAACAAGAUGAUGAAUAUCAUUGGUGGCAAAGUACAAGAUGUUAUUUUCAAACAUGAUGCUUCUCGUAUCAUUCAAACAUGUCUUAAGAAGGGCAAUGCUGAACAAAGAAAUCAGAUUGCUGAAGAACUCAAGGGCAAAUAUGCUGAACUCUCCAAGUCUAUGUAUGGUAAAUUCAUUGUCAUGAAGGCUAUUGAAUACUGUCACAAGCAAAGGGAUACGAUUUUAGAAGAAUUCAGAAACAAUGUUAGAAAGUUAAUUCGCCACAAGGAAGCUUCUGCAGUGAUUGAAACCUUUUAUGCUCAAUUUUCUAAUGCUGCACAAAGACAUGUAUUGCUUGCUGAAUUCUAUGGUCCUGAAAUGACAUUGUUUAGUCGUGGUGGAGGAGCCAAGACUUUAGAAGAAUUAUUAGCAGCAUUCCCCGACAAGAAAGAUGCUGUCCUUAGACACAUGUCAGAAACACUUCAAGGUUGUUUGGAUAAGGGUACUAUUGUGAACAGUAUUGUCCACAAAGCUUUGUAUCAAUACAUGUCAUUAGCUGACGACAAAGGCCGUGAAGAAAUGAUGGGACAUUUAAAAGAAUCACUUCAAGAAAUUGUGCAUACCCGUGAAGGUUCUUGGGUUGCCAUGAUUUGUUUAUCUAUUGCUUCACCCAAGGAUCGUAAGAACAUCAUCAAGUCAUUCAAGCCUUAUUUGGUCAAGAUGGCCUUGGACGAAUAUGGUUAUCUUGUCUUGAUUCGUUUGUUAGAUGUAACUGAUGAUACUGUCUUGGUUUCUAAGGCUGUUCUUGGUGAAUUAAGUAAGAGUGCCAAAGAGUUGUUCGCCAACAAGUUUGGUCGUCGAUUUUUUCUGUACAUUUUAGCAGGCCGUAACACCCGUUAUUUGUCACCUGAAACUGUUCAAUUCUUAAAGGAAGGUGAUAAAAUCAGAGUCAGUAAGAAGGAACCCGAAGUGAGAGCACAAGAGAUCUUGACUGCCUCUUCACCUCAAUUGAUCAAGUUGGUUGCUGAAAAUGCUCCUAUUUUGAUGAGAGAAAAGCUUUCUUCUCAAGUAGUUCAAGAAAUUAUGCUUCAUGCUGUGGGUGACAAGUCUGCUGCUAUUGAUGCCAUCUUGAACUUGGCUGGUGAAAAUAUUGAAAAAGAAAAUCAUAUCAUUACAGAUAGAUUUGCUAACCGUAUUGUCAAGGCUAUGGUGAAGGCUGAUACUGCUGAAGCUGAAAAUGACAAGGCUGUUGAACCUCUUGAAUUUGCUCCUAAGCUUCUUGAAGUGAUUAAGCCUCAUCUUGCUCAUUUCGCUGUGAACCACGGUAGCUACAUUGUCCUUGCUCUUGCUGAAGAACCUUCUACCAAAAAAGAAGUCAAGAAAGAACUCAAACCUCACAAGAAGGCCAUUGAAGAAGCUGCCAAGUCUAAUUCAGGAUCCAAAUUAUUAUUAGAAGCUAUUUCUAGCAAGUAAAAUAUCAUUCUACAUUUACAAUUUUGUACAUUUCUUUCAUACU